CCACUCACAACUCCAUCCAUCUGGAACAUCCAAGGUUGCACAGCUCUCAUCAGUGGAGAAGACUGCUUGAAAAUGAGUCUUCGUAUGUGUCUGGGCCACUGCAGAUGUUUCUGCUUGUGAGUGUUGUUUAGGGGUGGCUGAAUAGAAGGUUUACAUAUAACAUCAAGCCUCUGGAGGAUCCUGCACCUUGAUAUUCGUGAGACUCCAGGGAUAGCAGCAGCUUUAAAUAUGUGCUUGCAACUUUGUAAUGGUCAUUCUACCUUCACGCACAAACCCGUGUGUUCUCUGAAUUAGCCACAAAUCUCUUGAUAGUACGAUGAUCACACUUACCUUUUUGUGAAAUAUCCAAGGUUUUCAUACCGUGUCCAAUGUUCAGGGCAUUUAAUUAUUUCAAGAUUUUCUUUCCCAUAUUGCUUGAAAAUGUUGGUCUGCUCAUCAAUGUGGAAUGUCCUUCUUUACUAGUUUUUCCUUUAACUGAACUCACCUGGCAAACUAAUUAUCACAGGUGUAUGUGAUUGAUGUCAGAGAGAUACAAUUUUCAUUCACGAGAUCAAUUGAAAAAAAAAAAAAAGAAUUUGAUCUUUUUGAUCUUUUCUUACAAUUUGCAUAAAAAAUUUGGAACGCACUGUGUUAAGAUAAGCUUUAUUUAGUGUUAAAGAGUCCUAGUUUUGAGUUUUUAUAUGGAAACCUGAGCGUAAAGAAGGCAUGGACUCGAUCACGCAAAGGAUGUUGCGGGGCGACAGCAGCAGUAGGGGCAAGGGCUGGGUUGCCAGUUGAGUAAAAAUCCGCGUGGGAGGAGGAUGGGUGGGUUUAAGUAGAAGCUAUCAGGUCUUCUCCUCUCACACGCUCUGCUGUGCGCACAGGCUGAAGACAAAAGCAGGCAGCAUCCUACCUCUCCAUGCGAUGUGCAGCAGCUUCAACAUCUCUGAAGUGGCUGCCUCACCGGGUCGGACCGGGGGCCGUUUGGUCUCCGAUUUGGUCCAAGGAGUCGCUAGAGACUCGGCGCGCUCCGUCGGUGCCAGGCUGUCCGCCUCUCGGAUCACACCCGAACCCACCCGAUCUCCAGCCAUGGAACUGAUGGAGGGAGACGUUCUGGACAAGCUGGACGACAUGUCAUCGAUGUACGACUUCGAUCCGAUCACCGGGAACAUCCCCGCCACCAAAGUGGAGAUCACCGUCUCCUGCAGGCAUCUGCUUGAUAAAGACACAUUCUCAAAGUCAGAUCCAAUGUGUGUGCUCUACACGCAGGGUGUUGAAACCAAACAGUGGAGAGAGUUUGGCCGAACAGAGGUGAUAGACAACACCCUGAACCCAGACUUUGUCAGAAAGUACAUCUUGGACUACUUUUUCGAGGAAAAGCAAAACCUUCGCUUUGACUUGUAUGACGUUGACUCCAAGAGCCCAGACCUGUCCAAACAUCCUGCAGAACUCAAUGACUUCUUGGGUCAGGUGUUCUGCACUCUCGGGGAAAUUGUUGGAUCACCAGCCAGUCGCCUGGAAAAACCAUUGGGAGGAAUCCCUGGAAAGAAAUGCGGCACCAUCAUCCUGUCAGCAGAGGAGCUAAGCAAUUGUCGAGACAGUGCCACUAUGCAGUUCUGUGCCAACAAGCUUGACAAAAAGGACUUUUUUGGCAAGUCAGACCCCUUCAUGGUUUUUUACAGAAGCAACGAGGAUGGAACGUUUACUAUCUGCCACAAAACAGAGGUGGUGAAGAACACAUUAAACCCGGUGUGGCAGCCUUUCACUAUCCCUGUACGAGCGCUCUGCAACGGGGACUAUGACAGAACAAUCAAGGUGGAGGUUUACGAUUGGGACCGAGAUGGGAGCCAUGACUUCAUUGGAGAUUUCACGACCAGCUACCGAGAGCUAGCUCGAGGGCAGAGCCAGUUUAAUGUGUACGAGGUAAUUAAUACAAAGAAGAAAAUGAAGAAAAAGAAAUAUGUCAACUCUGGAACAGUAACCCUGCUAUCAUUCUCAGUCGAGUCAGAGUUCACCUUUUUGGAUUAUAUCAAAGGCGGCACGCAGAUCAAUUUCACUGUGGCCAUCGAUUUCACCGCAUCUAAUGGUAAUCCAUCCCAGUCCACCUCCCUGCAUUACAUGAACCCGUACCAGUUGAAUGCCUACGCCAUGGCCCUGAAGGCCGUUGGGGAAAUAAUUCAGGACUACGACAGCGACAAGAUGUUCCCGGCUCUGGGCUUUGGGGCCAAACUUCCACCUGACGGCCGGGUGUCUCAUGAAUUUCCACUGAAUGGUAACUUGGAAAAUCCUUAUUGCAAUGGCAUUGAAGGCAUUUUAGAGGCAUACCAUGAAAGCCUGAAGACAGUGCAGCUGUAUGGACCAACUAACUUCGCUCCUGUAGUGAACCACGUGGCCAGGUAUGCGGCAGCAGUGCAAGACGGCUCGCAGUACUUCGUCCUCCUCAUCAUCACAGACGGCGUCAUCUCAGACAUGGCUCAGACCAAAGAGGCUAUUGUAAAUGCUGCCAAGCUUCCCAUGUCCAUCAUCAUAGUUGGAGUUGGUCAGGCUGAGUUCGAUGCGAUGGUGGAACUGGAUGGUGAUGACAUUAGAGUCUCAUCUCGGGGGAAAUUGGCAGAGAGAGACAUUGUUCAGUUUGUUCCUUUCAGAGAUUAUAUGGACCGGACAGGUAACCAUGUGUUGAGCAUGGCACGGCUAGCUAAAGACGUGCUAGCAGAGAUCCCCGACCAGUUCAUCUCGUACAUGAAGAGCCGAGGCGUCAAACCCAACCCCGCUCCACCCCCGUACACACCGCCUGGACACACACACCACCACACACAGAUCUGAGACUCCUCUUUGGACAGACAGCAUGCAGCAGCCAUUCAGAGUCCCGCGGGAACUCUCUACCUCUUGUUUUCUGGUGUCGAUACAUGGCGACGCACCUCGAAAUAAGAGUUGAAUUUUGUGCUCUAACCUGCAAGUGUCAACAAGAACAGUACCUUGAUUUUUUUUUUUUUUUAAAUGUAACUUCUUCUGUGAUUAAUUUCUUGUAGUGUCUCCUCAGGAAAGGCUGAACAAACUUUUCAGGACUUUUUGGUGAAAGCCUUUCGGGCAGUGACUGUUUCAAGUCUAAUUUGACAGCAGGUCGGUUCCUAAAAGGUCAUGUUGUGCUUAAAACUUGUGCCUGUUUGUGGUUGUUUCUCUAAAUGUGUCGGGACGUGUGAACUCAGAACCAAACCUUGCAGUCAUCCGUCAUCUGAGUGGCCUAAGAUGAGGCGUUUUCAGGCAUCCCCCUCUCCAAUAAUUUUUUACAUUUAGGGGGUGUCUGCAUUCACAUUACUGCAGCAGUUAUCAUGGUUUUUAGAUCCACCACCUCCCACCCUAUAGGUUAAAUGUUUAUAGGAGCUUGUUAGAUAUGAGUUUUAGUUUUCAUGUCAGAGUAUUUAUUUGACAUUUUUAUUAAGAGUAGCUCGGACAUCUAAUUUGGUUUGGACACAAAUAAAACCAUAAAAUAUGAAAUUUGCACAAUCUUUAUUUUUAAAGUAUUUUUAAUUAUAAAUAGAGGGCAUGAAAAGCACAAUAUUUGUUUACAUCCAGCAAAAGCAAUUGUCAAUGUUUAAUCAGAGUAACAAAAUUUCUGUUUAUUAAUUUUUUCAAGGAAGAAACAUUUUAUUCAUCAAGGUCACUUUUUUUCCCACUUAAGCCAUUAAUAAUUAUAAAAACAUUAAUAGAAAUUGUUGCAGCUGUGACACAUGAACUUAGGAUGUAAAGAUUUAUCAUAAUGAAUAUUUCACUUUCCAGUCUCCAGUUAAUCUUCAUAUUCAGGUUUAAUAGAUUGCACAGAAAAUGAAUAAUUUAUCAGCCACUUAAAAAAAUCAGGAAAAAAAGUCCUAAUAAAACUGUCAGAUUGAGAGGCUAACCCAAAAGGUCAGGGAGCCGUCUGACUUCUAUGGCUCGCUAUGGUGCUAAAAGGUUUGUCCCUGUGUAUGAAGUUCCAAUAGGUCUUUGAAGUUUAAUUUAAUUUGAUCUUUAUUGAAGAAAAAUAGAGAAUUCACAUAUUAUAACAUGACUGAGAGAAAGAACUGUCGGAAAACUGGUUACAUGACAAACUUGUUUCUCUUUGUUGGAGCAGUUAAAGACAUUUUUAAGUCAAUUAUGCUUCAACGAGCACUAAUUUUGGCUGUUAUGAUAUAGUUGAUACAGUCUGAGCUUUUGGAAUUAUCUAAGAUGAACAGGAUCAAAAUGGUGGAUAAAUUCUAAUAUUUAACAUAUUUGUGUUUGAGACAGAUUCAUUGAUGCUUUACCAAAAGAAAAAUCUUAAUGGAAUUAUAGGAAUUAUUGUAGGUAACUUCUAAAAUUUACCCCAGUGUGGUUACAUAAAAACAAUAUUUACUUUAAAAAAUGGAUUCAUGAAUUUGGUUUAUAGAUUUUACAUUUCUCAAGUAAAAACUGGUUUGAUAUCAAUUUUUAAACCUAACCUCAAACAUUAAACUUGAACUGACUUUUUCGUUGUGGCGACCCAUGAUGGGGACGGAGUGAUUUUUGACAUAUUGUGGUUUUUCAACUUUUAAUUGCAGCUGAAAAUCAUGGGAAACAUUUCAACAAAGAUCACCAAAUGACUGCACAUUAGCAGCUCAGCAUGUUGGACAGAAAACUAGAAAUGCUUUUUUAUUGCAUUAAAUUACAGGAAGGUGAUGCUAAGCAUUUCCUGAUACUUUGAUUUGUAAUAAGUAUUACAUGUUGUUAAAAAAAUUACCUUUAUCACCCUGAAGAAGUAGAUAAAAUGUAUUUAUUUAAUUGCUAUGCAAAACCCCUCUAUUAAAUCCCUCAAGUAUAGCAAAAGGAUUAUAGAGGAAACAGAUCUGCAGUGGUUAGGUAGCUAAUUUGAAGCUGCAGUAAUGGAGGACUGAAAUAAAAAUAAUUAAUAUACAAGUUAUUAAGAAAAGGAGGAAGCAAAGCACAACCACCCCUAAGACAUAAAGCACUGAACUCCCACCAAAUAAGCUUUUUUUCCUUGCUAUGAUCAGCUGAGGAGUAUUUAAAGCUGCAGCUCAAAAAAGGAGAACUGAAGGGGGAUUUUCUUUCAACAAUUUCUUUUAAGCAAGAAAACAAAUGGUCCUCAUUAAAAACAGCACAACUGUAAUGUUAAAGACAUGUUAACUCAACCUUUAAACGCAUUGGACAGUCUGAUAAAGUCACACAGCAGACGAAUUCAAAGAUUAUUUUGUCUUCAAAGGUUUCCACGGAUACAAAAACGUAAUUUUCCACUUUUCUUCAUGUAUUGCAUUGGCUGUAAUGUAGAUGAGAAUGGACUGAGGAACUCCUACCCCCUGGCAUUCCAAACAGGAAGUGGCCGCUGGCUCCAAGAAGCCAAAAUCCCAUAGACUUUAUGGAGAAAUAAACAGUUAUUACUCAGUCAUUCAUUGCUCUGACUGUUAAAAUGUUCUGGAUAAUCCUCAUUUUUUUAAUGAUAUUUUUUCUAUAGUUGAAGUUAUUCAAAAUAUAAACUGGCCAAUCAGAUGCAUCAAUAAAACAAGGUGGUCAACCCCUAACCUAACACUAGCGGUGCAAAAAAAAAAAUGACGAGCAAUAUUGCAGCAAUCCAGCCGUUUUGAUCCAGAAGCCAGCUCAGACAAGGAAAACAAAGACGUACACGGAUCUGUUUGUCUGCAAGUGGAUGCAUCAGAAUGGAGUAGAACAGGGAGCUUGUGGACCGCCCAGUAUGUUGUUUACAUCACAAAAAAGCUCUUUUUUUUUUCAACUGCAUGUUUCGACUGAUCCUGAUUCACAUCAAUUUGCAUAAAGAAAUACUCAAUUACACAAUUUCAAUCUUAAUUUUCUUUAAACAUCCCCUCCAUAAUCUGAAAAAUGCCACAAGUACAUGUUAAAAUAUAUGAUUUUCAUUGGAGUGGGUCUUUAGACAAAAAUCAAUCUGAUUUGAAGAGAUUUUAUAAGAAGUUAUUGGUUUUAAGAGAAUGCUAUUAAAAUCAAAGAGUAGAAAUUAAAAGUGAAGUGGGACUCAGCUCUACAUGGAUUCUUCAAUCUUAACUUUAUUUAACUUUCCAACUCAAAGUGCUUCACAGAGAUUUGCUGUUCCUCAGCUUUCGAUCCAUUCUCAGACACUGCACUGUCGCUGUUGGAGAUGAAAAUCCAGGACGUUUUAAUUCUGAAACAGCUAAGUUCAACUUUUCUAUCAAAUUCAUUUUAGAGUUUGAUGAUUUGCUGUGAUUGACUGACACUCACAUGUUUUCUAAAUUUACACAUCAGUGUGUCCGAGGUUUUAAAAUGAAGACCAAAACCGUAACAAAUAAAUAAAAAAACGGUUAUUUGCAGUGUUGGUGAAAACCUUUUUUUAAUAUAGUAUAUUCAACAUUUUUGUAAAUGUAAAGACAUGUUCAACGUUUCCAACAGUAACUGCAAAUGUAACUGUGAAGACCAACAUUUUCUGCUGUUUCUUCAAUACCUCUCAGUUAACAUUUGUGUUGAAUCCCCCUCUUUCAUCUCCCUUUGUGAGCAGUAACUGUUUUUCCUAUGAGGUAAUUAACAAUCACUCUUUAAUUAAUUUUACAAUUAUUGACUUUUAAGUGUGUUUUUUCCGUUUGAAGCUUUUUCUGAAAGACAGAACAAAGAAAAGGAGUCUCUUUCAUUUAACAUCCCAGCAAUGAAUUUAUCUUUACCUCAAAAUAAUUGAAGAUGGAAGUCCUUUAUGUCGAAAACAGUAAAGGCCUUUAAGAUUGGAGAGGCCGUCACUCUGCCUCAUUUAGUUCUAAAUUGAAAAGCAGUAUGAGGCGAGUAUGGAUGAAAGGUUCAAAACAGAACUUUUUCUUAAAAAUAUGGAACUAUGAAUUCGUUUUUUUCUUGUGUUCUGGCACCGAAGAACCCAUUCAUAGAAUUAAAGAUUCAUUUAAUACAGUAACCUGCCCUUUUAAGAUUAAUUUUGCAAACAAAAUUGUCUGCUGGAGUUCACAGAACUACAAUUAGAAGUUCCUAAAGUUGUAUUUCAGUUUCAAGGAUCAUAUACUAGAUUGUCAAAGGUGGAAAUGAUGCCUGGGGUAUACGAACUGUAUGGAGACUGCUGAAAAAUGAGGAUACAUUUGGUAUUUGGCUUUAAAAUGUCUUGAUUGGUUUCAGGGAACGGCUGCAGCUUGGCUCUGAUAACCUUCCACAACAGUGACCAUAUUUUUAAAUGAAACCUGUUUUUGACAGGGAGUCUUGAGGGUGCGUAAGCCCCACGAGCCAUGCACGUUUAACUGCUAAAUGUUUGGCAUAUAUCUCUUGAUUAUUUUGGAAAAUUUUCUGACAAGCCAUUUCUCCUACUGCUGGUUUCUCAAGCCCUGAUUUGUUGGUAUGGUUAUAAAUUGCAUGUUUCUUUGGGUUGUGUUGCACACUGUGCCAGCAGAUACUGUUUGAAAAAAGGGAGUCAGCGCAUCAAGACCUGGCGUCUCCGCGCCGACCACGACAGUAACCCUGGACUGUAUUCUUUUUCUCUUGUGCCUGGUCCCUGAAACAUUUUCUGUCUCACCAGUGGCAAAGAAACUGUAGCUAAUUUGCAUGUUACAGUUAAUCCUCUUUUGUAAUCUGUUUAUUAUUUUAGUCUGAUUUGAAUUUUGAUAUUGGUUUGCAUGAAUCUCUGCUUUACAUUUCAAGGGUUUUUAUUGUACUUGAUAACUGUCAUACGGUUGGUUGUGAAAUGCUUUGUAUUGGAUUGCCUUAAAUGAAUACUAUUAAAAACAACUACUUUUAUAAAACCCUAUGAAGCAUUUUCUAGUCACAAGUGUUUGUAUGAGAGUCUGCAUGUUUGCGUUUUACAUAUAAGGAUACAUUUUAGGAAUGUUGUAGGCAUCACUGUCUGCUGCUUUUUUAAAUCUCAGAAACAAUAAUAAAUGUUGGCUGCUAAAACUC
This is a messenger RNA of Oryzias latipes (Japanese medaka), 7857 nucleotides long. It is a transcript of the gene cpne5b, whose product is annotated as copine Vb. The record is from RefSeq and is a predicted model, not a curated record. Gene Ontology annotation, cellular component: plasma membrane. Lineage: Eukaryota; Metazoa; Chordata; Actinopteri; Beloniformes; Adrianichthyidae. Gene Ontology annotation, molecular function: calcium-dependent phospholipid binding. Gene Ontology annotation, biological process: cellular response to calcium ion.